Molecule: messenger RNA, 1427 nt
Organism: Verruconis gallopava
Lineage: Eukaryota; Fungi; Ascomycota; Dothideomycetes; Venturiales; Sympoventuriaceae
Exons: 1
Coding region: 67-1005 (312 amino acids)
Source: RefSeq, a predicted model, not a curated record
CGGAUUUUGCGGACGUUAGAUGGACUUUAUGCUUGAGAGGCACCGCGAACAUGGGGGGUUGGAAGGAUGGACUUAAUGAAGGCAAAUCAGCAGACGGGCUAUAAAAUGGAAGCACACCUCAUCCGGCUGGGCUCAGCACGACGAACGUCGGUGGACUCUAGUGGAUCAAAAUUCCGUUUCUGGGCAUGCAAAAGAUGGUUGGAGACAAGACGGUGGUGCUCAUCACCGGUUCGCGCCGAGCGCACCGUUUUGAGCGUCGCGCAGAGGCUGACGUGGAGCGUUGCAGGCGCCAACUCCGGCAUUGGCUUCGAGACGGCGAAGCUGUUUGCGACGACGUCGGACGAGUUCUGCGUGAUCCUCGCGUGCAGGACCAGGGCCAAGGGCGAAGAGGCUGUCUCGAGGAUCCAGGCAGAGGGAGCAGCCAAGGGUGAGCUGUACGCCGUGCAGCUCGACGUGUCGGACGCGUCUUCCAUCCGGCAGGCGGUCGAAAGAGUGUCGUCGGACGUGGGCAGGGUCGACUUCCUGAUCAACAACGCGGGCAUCAACGUCCAGAUGCCGGACCUGGCGACGCAGAUGCGCUGUCUCUUCGCGGUGAACACGGCAGGCCAAGCGGCCGUGACGGAGGCGUUUAAGCCGCUGGUCCAGAAGUCUGACAGGCCGCGCAUCGUCUUCGUCUCCUCGUCCGUGGGCUCCAUCGGGCUGCGCUGCGACCCGAGCAACAAGUCGUACCACGGCAGCGCGAUCGCGUACCGGGUCAGCAAGGCGGGAUUGAACAUGCUCGCGGCGUGCUACGCCAAGGAGCUCGGCGAGCAGUUCGGAUGCAAGGUGUGGGCGCUGGACCCAGGCCUGGUGGCGACGAACCUGACGGGCGACGCGGACCGUCUGCGGCAGAGAGGGGCUGCGGAGCCGGUAACGAGCGCAAGGACAAUCAUGGCGACGUGUCUGGGGGAGAGGGACGGAGAGGUAGGAAAGCUGAUCCACAAGGACGGAGUUCAUCCGUGGUGAGAGUGCGCUGUGCAGUCAGAGAGGAUGAUGGGCUGAAUAGUUGCUGUUGUUUUUGUUGUUUAUUGUAGAUGUUGCAGGUGAUGGCGUAGUCGCUGUCGCCGUCGCCGUCGCCAUCGCCGCUGCUUUUGUCUUUCACGCCGCGAGCAAGGCUGCGGCUUGGUCUCAGCCUUGCCCCGCUUCGGGCCAAGGACGACUGGACUUGAGCCGGCACGUCAGAGCCUCUGGGCUGAUGAGUAAUGAAACUUUAGUGGGCUCGCCUUUGAGCUCGCAGCGCACAGCGGCUCCUCAGCAGUGGUCACAGGCUUGCUGCGCUCGUGCGCAGACUUUCCACCGACGAGCGAAGAAUAAAAAAGAAUGAAGCUGUUCAAACAUUACAUUUUUCCCCUAGGAAAAGGUCGCUGUGGCUCCCAUCACCUAGAGCC